AUAUAACUUCUCAAGGGAUUAUUCACCCAAUAGUCGUGUCGUCUGCCUCGCUCAGCCCGCUCCCCCAAACUAAAUUUCACUUAAGUUUGGAAUAAGAAGGGAAAUAAUGCCUCUAAACGAUAGAAAUUGAUUCUUUAAUUAUGAGCUCUAUUUUGAAAUACAUCCACGAAAGUAGAGAUUCAACGAUAACGACGCGCAAUGGUUGGCUUUGAUGAACAUGCUCAGAAACGUUUGACUGAUACUGAGUAUGCUGGGGCUGGUGCUGCAGCAGGAGGUCUGACAAGGGCUAUAAGUCAACCCCUGGAUGUCAUUAAAAUUCGAUUUCAGCUGCAAGUCGAGCCCAUCAAACAGCUUCCAGGCGCAAAGUAUUGGGGUGUCACUCAGGCUUUUAGACAAAUAAUUCAUGAAGAAGGCGUGAGAGCAUUAUGGAAAGGGCACGUACCUGCUCAAGUUCUGUCUAUUCUAUAUGGGGUUGCUCAGGCAACUUGCUUUGAAGUCCUCACCCGGGAAAUCUGGCAGCUUGUUCCUGAAUUGCGUGGAAGUCAGCAUCGCCCUUUGGUGCAUUUUUUUUGUGGUGGUGCAGCUGGUGUCUUUGCUAGUUUCAUUUCCUUUCCUUUUGACAUAGUUCGUACAAGAUUGGUAGCACAGGGAGAGCCAAAGGUCUAUGUAAGUAUGAGUCAUGCUGUAAGAGAGAUUCUCAGGAGGGAAGGACCAAAAGGCUUAUUUCAGGGUCUGGCUCCAGUACUAAUUCAAAUGGCUCCUCAUUCAGGAAUACAGUUUGCUAGUUACACUGCUCUCACUAGGCUGGCAUAUUUUUCUACGAAAGAAAAUAAAAAACCAGCAUUUCACCACAGCCUUUUGAUGGGAGCUAUUGCUGGUGCAAUAUCAAAGACUGCCAUAUAUCCUUUUGAUCUAGCCAAGAAGAGACUGCAGGUGACAGGUUUCGAUAAUGGACGAAUAGGUUUUGGUCAGACUUUCAAUACAUCAGGACUUUUCCACUGCAUUCAUAAAAUCGUGAAGACUGAGGGAUAUAUUGCACUUUACAAAGGAUUAUGGCC
Messenger RNA from Frankliniella occidentalis (western flower thrips), 1058 nucleotides. Its product is annotated as mitochondrial thiamine pyrophosphate carrier-like. Gene Ontology annotation, molecular function: thiamine transmembrane transporter activity. Gene Ontology annotation, biological process: thiamine pyrophosphate transmembrane transport. NCBI's taxonomy places the organism in Eukaryota, Metazoa, Arthropoda, Insecta, Thysanoptera, Thripidae. Gene Ontology annotation, cellular component: mitochondrial inner membrane. The record is from RefSeq and is a predicted model, not a curated record.